AGUAUUCAAAUAAUUCAUUUAAGAACUAUAUAUUAAAAUAGAGCAAAGAAUAAUAUUAUACUUUAGCCAAAUUUAGCAUGGAGAUAAAUGAGGAUAUUGUCAUAGUUGGUGCUGGAAUUGGUGGACUUGCCACUUCUUUGGGACUUCACAGGUUGGGAGUAAGGAGCAUAGUGUUGGAAUCAUCUGAUUCUUUGAGAACAUCAGGAUUUGCACUUGCUUUAUGGACCAAUGCUUGGAGGGCAUUGGAUGCUCUUGGUGUUGGAGACUCCCUUAGACAAAGGUCUCUCCACUUUACUAGAUUUCAAGCAUUUUCAGCUAAUUCAGGCUUGCCUACUGCUGAAAUUUCCCUUGAGGCAGAUAACAAACCAAUUGAUUAUGACAGCCGUUGUAUAAAAAGACAAGAGAUAGUGGAAACUUUAGAAAAAGAAUUACCUCAAGGAACUAUUAAAUAUUCAUGUCGUGUUAUUUCCAUUCAACAAUCUGGACUAUACAAAUUGGUGCAUCUUGCCAACAAAACUAUUAUUCGAACCAAGGUGUUGAUAGGAUGUGAUGGUGUGAAUUCAAUGGUGGCCAAGUGGAUGGGCCUUCCAAAACCAAUUGAUGCAAAUCGUUCAGCAAUUAGAGGAUAUCUUGAGUAUCCAAAAGCCCAUGGAUUUGAGCCCAAAUUUUGUGCUUAUUUUGGUGGUGGAGUUCGUAUUGGUUUUCUUCCUUGUGAUCACAAAAGUUUGUACUGGUUUUGCACUUUUACUCCAUCUGAUGUAGAUUAUGAUGAAAAAAUUGAAGGAAGUCCAACAAAAAUGAAGCAAUUUGUGUUGAGUUUGGCUAACAAUGUUUCAAAAGAAGCCUACAAUAUCCUUGAAAGAACUUCACUAGAUAGCCUAUAUUGUGCAAAAUUAAAAUUAAGAACCCCAUGGAACAUUUUAAUAAAAGAAAAUAUUGUGAAAAACAACACUUGUUUAGUUGGUGAUGCUCUUCAUCCAAUGACACCUGAUAUUGGUCAAGGUGGAUGUUCAACAUUAGAAGAUAGUGUUGUUCUUGCAAGAUGCAUUUCAAUGGCUAUUUUUGCAAAAAAUUUAGAAAAUGAUGAUGAUGUUCAAUUAUGCAAAAGAAUUGAAGUUGGUUUAGAGAAAUAUGCAAAAGAGAGAAAAUGGAGGAUUUUUAAUCUUAUUACUACUUCAUAUUUGGUUGGUUUAGCACAAGAAAGUAAUGGGAAAGUGAUUAGUUACUUAAGGGAGAAAUUCUUGGCUCAAUUCACUAUUGAGACUAUGUUGAAAAUGGGUGAUUUUGAUUGUGGGAAAUUAUUGUCAUAAUCUUGUAUUUUGUUGAAGUGAAGAUGUGGAGUACUUGUGAUGAUUUGCUUGUUGAUUUUAUGAUCAAUAAGAAAUAAUAAUUCGGCGAUUCUGUUACAGAUGUUGUAUCUGUUGUUGUUUUUAGUAUCAAAAAGACUAUUGUAAGAACUCAAAUUGAUUCAGUUAUAGAAAUAGCGUCAGAGACAUCUGUUGUCAUUUUAAGUAUCAAAAAAACUAUCGUAAGAACUUAUCAAGAUUGUAUUAUGAAUUAAGUCCUAUUAUUUUUGUUAGCAAGUAUUAUUAGAAUUAAGGUUGUGAUUGUUGUCAUUUGUAUUUUGUUGAAGUGAAGAUGUGGAGUACUUAUGAUGA
Messenger RNA from Solanum lycopersicum (tomato), 1658 nucleotides. RefSeq names its product monooxygenase 2. Gene Ontology annotation, molecular function: FAD binding. NCBI's taxonomy places the organism in Eukaryota, Viridiplantae, Streptophyta, Magnoliopsida, Solanales, Solanaceae. The record is from RefSeq and is a predicted model, not a curated record.